Messenger RNA from Gongylonema pulchrum, 239 nucleotides. The record is from the annotation of a GenBank genome assembly. NCBI's taxonomy places the organism in Eukaryota, Metazoa, Nematoda, Chromadorea, Rhabditida, Gongylonematidae.
GCUUUCUGACAGCAAGUCACCAGGAUUUACAUGGGAAUUAUGGGCUGGAUGAUCAGAUCGAAGCGAUUCGGUGGCUCAAAAGAAAUGCGCGCAAUUUUGCUGCUGAUCCAAAUAAUAUUGUUGUUGGAGGGUUGGGCGCUGGUGCUGCAUGCGCAAGCAUUUUGGCUAUAUCGCCGAAGACGAAAGAUAAGUUUCCGGAUUUUUCAUCUUGGGUCUCAUGUAAACUUUGCUGAUUAAAC